This is a messenger RNA of Oncorhynchus tshawytscha (Chinook salmon), 3387 nucleotides long. Its product is annotated as solute carrier family 2, facilitated glucose transporter member 9-like. Gene Ontology annotation, cellular component: membrane. Gene Ontology annotation, molecular function: hexose transmembrane transporter activity. The transcript has 12 exons. The coding region runs from base 59 to 1609 and encodes 516 amino acids. Gene Ontology annotation, biological process: monosaccharide transmembrane transport. The record is from RefSeq and is a predicted model, not a curated record. NCBI's taxonomy places the organism in Eukaryota, Metazoa, Chordata, Actinopteri, Salmoniformes, Salmonidae.
UCCUUUCUCUUAAAACCGCACCGCAAACCCGGGGGAGCAUUUAUUGAUGAGUUCAUAGAUGGCAGAGGAAGUGUUAUUAGCAGAAGAUGGGAAAUGUGUGGGGUCUCUCACCAAGUCGCUGCUGGCCGUGGCUUUCCUGGCCUCGUUCGGUAGCUCCAUGCUCUAUGGCUACAACCUGGCCGUCGUCAACUCUCCUGCAGAGUACAUCAAGGCAUUCUAUAACCAGACGAUGGUAGCAAGGAACGGGACGGGUCUGGACGACAAGACUCUUACGUUGUUCUACUCUGUCACCGUGUCUGUGUUUGCCAUCGGGGGCAUGGUGGGCAGCCUCAUGGUGGGCAUACUAGUCACCAGAUUUGGAAGGAAAGGCACCCUGGUGAGAAUCACAUGUCUGGUGUUUAUAGGUGGAGCCUUCAUGGGCUUCAGCAGGACCUUCGGCUCUCCAGAGAUGAUCAUUGUUGGACGCUUCAUCACAGGGGUACACUCAGGUAUCUCUCUGAGUGUGGUGCCAAUGUAUCUUGGGGAGAUAGCACCUAAGAACCUGCGAGGCUUCCUGGGCCUCGUGCCUAGCAUCUUUAUCUGUCUAGGAGUCUUCAUCGCUCAGAUCCUGGGGCUACAUGAACUACUGGGAAAGGAAGAGCACUGGCCCCUCUUCCUGUCUCUGGUGGUGAUCCCCACAAUGUUCCAGCUGAUGCUGUUGCCAUGGUUCCCAGAGAGCCCGCGGUACCUGCUCAUAGAGAAGAGAAAUGUCCACGCCACCAUCACAGCUCUGAAGUGGUACCGCUCCAAAGUGAACAUCCAGGCAGAGAUCGAGGAGAUGCAGGAGGAGCAGCGGUCCAUGUCCUCGGUCCAGACCGUGUCGGUCUUCGGUCUGCUGAAGGACCGGAGUGUCCGCUGGCAGGUCAUCACUAUAGUGGUGGUCAAUAUCGGCAUGCAGCUGUCCGGUAUCGACGCGAUCUGGUUCUAUACCAACGCCAUCUUUGAGAACGCAGGUAUCCCAGUCCCUCAGAUCCAGUACACCACGGUUGGAACCGGAGCCAUCGAGGUUAUCGCUGGAUGCGUAGGGUGCUUCACCAUUGAACGGCUGGGCAGAAGACCUCUGAUGAUUGGUGGAUUCACCUUCAUGGGAAUUUGCUGUGCAGGGAUCACACUCUCCCUCAUGUUCCAGUCCCACUACAUCAGUGUUGCCUGUGUGGUGGGGAUCAUCGCUGGCUUCUGUAUAGGACCAGCUGGAGUGCCCUUCCUGAUUACAGCAGAGCUGUUUAAACAGUCCCAUCGUCCGGCUGCCUACACCGUGGCUGGAUGCCUCAACUGGCUGUCCAACUUCACCAUCGGCUUUGUCUUCCCCUUCCUACAGAUGUCGGCAGGGGCCUACUGCUACCUGGUGUUCUUUGGCGUGUGCACAGCAGUGGCGGCCUACGUCUUCUUCAUCGUCCCCGAGACCAAGAACAAGACAUUUGUGGAGAUCAGCCAGAUGUUCGCGGCCAGGAACGGCAUGCUGGAGGAGGAGAGCAGCGAACUGGGCGUCUUUAACAGCCUCAAACUCGCCAAGAUGAACGGCUAUGGUGCCGUCGACCUGGAGUACGAAGUGAUAGAGAAUAAGAAGUAGAGAAGGGGAAAGGGGGAGGGAGAGAGAGACGUCAGUAGUCUUAAAGUGUCUCUUCAUCUGUACUGAUCUGAAAACACCCCACUGGACACAGACGUCAGUAGUCUUAAAGUGUCUCUUCAUCUGUACUGAUCUGAAAACACCCCACUGGACACAGACGUCAGUAGUCUUAAAGUGUCUCUUCAUCUGUACUGAUCUGAAAACACCCCACUGGACACAGACGUCAGUAGUCUUAAAGUGUCUCUUCAUCUGUACUGAUCUGAAAACACCCCACUGGACACAGACGUCAGUAUUCUUAAAGUGUCUCUUCAUCUGUACUGAUCUGAAAACACCCCACUGGACACAGACGUCAGUAGUCUUAAAGUGUCUCUUCAUCUGUACUGAUCUGAAAACACCCCACUGGGCACAGACGUCAGUAGUCUUAAAGUGUCUCUUCAUCUGUACUGAUCUGAAAACACCCCACUGGACACAGACGUCAGUAGUCUUAAAGUGUCUCUUCAUCUGUACUGAUCUGAAAACACCCCACUGGGCACAGACGUCAGUUAAACGUCUAUUUUUGAUUUCCAUUUGGUUGAGUCGUCAACUAACGUGAAGACAAUGUGAAAUCAACAUAAAAUGUCACCAUGAUAUUGGCUUUAGGUUCAAAGUUAGUUGAAAAAAAGCCAAAAUUCCCUUUUUGCAAAUCGAAAUCGUUUCCCACAUUGAUUCAACGUCAUCACACUGAAUAUAUUUGUUGAAAUGAUGUGGAAACAACGUUGAUUCAACCAGUUUUUGCCCAGUGGGACAGAGUAGGUUAAAGCAAUGUGGUGGACUUGGUGGACUUUGCUUUCCCCUGCCCAGUUAGUGCAGACAACGGAAAAAUUUGUUCAGUAUUUCAUUUCGUUCUUCUUCUGAAUCUGUGUUCAUGUGUUACAGACUCCUGUGUCAGUCUACAAAACCUCUGAUGUAAGAACUCUAGGAUAGUGUCUGUGGUGGUGUUUUAAUGUUUUCUCAAUGGGCGUAUAAGUUGAAUUGUGUCCAUAUCUAUGGAAAGUGAAAACAUUUUCAGACAGAAAUCUAUCUCCAUACCGUUCCAAAAUGUAACAUUUAAUGUCACCAGUUGUACAGUAACCUACAUUGACUCUAUGUGCUGUUUGGAAGUCAGCGCAUCUACAACCAUCGGGUUUCACUCUCCUCUCGGUUAUAUGUGCCUCUCUCUCCGUGAAUCACGCUGAGUCUUCUUUUCUCAAUCUGGCUGAAAACCUUUUCCGACAAUGUAGAGUACAGAGGGAAUGUAUUUAUUUAAUGACACAGCAACAGUAUCAUGAUAUGAAUGCAGUAUCUGACUUGACCGUUUUCCUGAUCACUGGUUUUGACAGAAAAUGAGGUCAGAACACGUCACAUGAAUGGUAUAGUUUUAGGAACCCUUUCGGGUGUUUAUAAUGCCUUAAUAACAUAUCCAUAGCACAUUAUAAGGUGCUAUGAUCGCGUAUAAGGCUUCAUAAGAAGGUGCUCCAAGUGUUAGUGUCUUUGAUCAUGUUUACCUUGCUUAGCUGAAGAGAGAACCAAUAACUUGAGUUUGCUUGUUUAUGUUUUUUUCCUUCUCUCUUUUGCGUAAGAGUUUGUAAAUGUGGCUACUGUAGUAGUCAUUCCAUAUUCCGAGGCAAGAUAAGUUAUAUAUCAUACGUUAUAUCGUACAUGUUAAACAGAUGUGCACAAGAAAGUGUGUAGGAGGAUAUAUACAGUAUACACUGAGUGUACAAAACAUGAGGAACACCUUCCUAAUAUUGAGUUGCACCCCC